Phytophthora sojae is the source of this 1878-nucleotide messenger RNA. RefSeq names its product abc transporter. Gene Ontology annotation, biological process: ribosomal subunit export from nucleus; translational initiation; translational termination. NCBI's taxonomy places the organism in Eukaryota, Oomycota, Peronosporomycetes, Peronosporales, Peronosporaceae. The record is from RefSeq and is a predicted model, not a curated record. Gene Ontology annotation, molecular function: iron ion binding; ATP binding; ATP hydrolysis activity. The transcript has a single exon. The annotation marks the transcript as partial.
AUGUCGGACAAGCUGACGCGUAUCGCCAUCGUGAGCACGGACAAGUGCAAGCCCAAGAAAUGUCGCCAGGAGUGCAAGAAGUCGUGCCCCGUGGUGCGCAUGGGCAAGCUCUGCAUUGAGGUGUCGCCCAAGAGCAAGGUGGCCUUCAUCUCGGAGCAGCUCUGUAUCGGUUGCGGUAUCUGCGUCAAGAAGUGCCCGUUCGAGGCCAUCAACAUCAUCAACCUGCCCAAGGACCUGGAGAGCAACACGACGCACCGCUACGGCGCCAACACCUUCAAGCUCCACCGUCUGCCCAUGCCCCGCCCCGGACAGGUGCUGGGUCUCGUCGGCACCAACGGUAUCGGCAAGUCCACGGCGCUGCGCAUCCUCGCCGGCAAGCUCAAGCCCAACCUCGGCAAGUUCGACGCCCCGCCCGAGUGGCAGGAGAUCCUGACCCACUUCCGCGGCUCGGAGCUGCAGAACUACUUCACGCGCAUCCUCGAGGACAACCUCAAGGCCAUCACCAAGCCACAGUACGUGGACAAGAUCCCCAAGGCCGUCAAGGGCACCGUGCACGAGAUCCUGUCGGCCCGUUGCGAGAAGGAGGAGAAGCUGACCCACUUCCUGAACGAGCUGGACCUGUCGCACGUGCAGGACCGUGAGAUCGAGAACCUGUCCGGUGGUGAGCUGCAGCGUUUCGCCAUCGCCGUGGUGGCUGUGCAGAAGGCCGACAUCUACAUGUUCGACGAGCCGUCCUCGUACCUGGAUGUGCGCCAGCGUCUUAAGGCCGCCCUUGUCAUCCGCUCCAUGGUGGACGACAACGCCCGCUCGUACGUCAUCUGCGUCGAGCACGAUCUAAGUGUGCUGGACUACCUGUCCGACUUCAUUUGCGUGCUGUACGGUACGCCCUCGGCCUACGGUGUGGUCACCAUGCCCUUCAGCGUGCGUGAAGGUAUCAACAUUUUCCUUGCCGGUUUCGUGCCAACGGAGAACCUGCGUUUCCGUACGGAGGAGCUGACGUUCAAGGUCUCGCAGAACGCCGAUGAGUUGGGCACGGGCGAGGGCGAUGCCAACUCGUUCAACUACCCGUCCAUGACCAAGACCAUGUACAAGAAGAAGAAGGACACUGCUUUCAAGCUGCACGUCGAGGCUGGUGACUUCACGAACUCGGAGAUUAUCUGUAUGCUUGGUGAGAACGGUACCGGUAAGACGACGUUCAUCCGUAUGCUUGCUGGCCUGCUCAAGUCGGACGAGAUGGAGGCCGCCGAAAAAGCCGGCGACCAUGACGCCAUGUCGAACUGCGCUCUGCGUUACGACACGUCCACGAUCAGUUACAAGCCGCAGAAGAUUGCCCCGAAGUUCCAGGGCACGGUGCGCGAGCUGCUGCACCGUCGUAUUCGCGAGGCUAUCGUGCACCCGCAGUUCGCGACGGACGUGACCAAGCCGCUUGCCCUCGACAACAUUAUUGACCAGGCCGUGCCCCACCUGUCCGGUGGUGAACUGCAGCGUGUGGCUAUCAUCCUGUGUCUGGGUAAGCCCGCCGACAUCUAUCUCAUCGAUGAGCCGUCCGCCUACCUGGACUCCGAGCAGCGUAUUUUGGCUGCCAAGGUUAUCAAGCGCUUCAUCCUGCACGCCAAGAAGACGGCCUUCGUGGUGGAGCACGAUUUCAUCAUGGCCACGUACCUGGCCGACCGCGUCGUUGUCUACGAUGGCCAGCCGGGUAUCGAGUGUACCGCGCACUCGCCGCAGAGCCUGCUGACGGGCAUGAACCAGUUCCUGAAGCAGCUGGAGAUUACGUUCCGACGGGACCCCACGAACUACCGCCCGCGUAUCAACAAGUACGACUCCGUCAAGGACGUGGAACAGAAGACCUCGGGCAACUUCUUCUUCAUGGACGAC